GAAUUAGAUAUCAUCUAUUCUUGUAUUUUUGGGUAGCACAAAAAAGGAAAAAAAUGGUAGCUCAGAGCGUGACGAAUAAACAGAUCGCGCGCUAUUGGAAUCAGCGACGGAGGUUGGAGGAAGAUCAUCUCUUCGCCGCCGUCAAGGCCGCCGCUCGCCUCCGCGCUCGGAAUCUCUCCGAGGAUGAUUACCUGAGAUUCAAGGAGUCCUUAGCGGUGGUGGAGGAGGAGAAGAGUAAAUCUGCGGUAGCGAAAGACUGGUGGACUAAGAGCAAAUAUGCGUAUCUAAACCAGCCAGCGGCGGAUCAUCCAAGGAGAAGAAGCGAUCACUUUCAAUAUUCAUUCACUUUCAAAUCUGCUUCUCUUCUCAAAUUCAUCUCGCCGGCGACCUAGCUGCCUACCUACCUACUCCAUCACCUCCGAUCGUCAUCUGCGAUCCUCUAAAUUAUAUGCAUCUUGUUACAGAAAUUCAUGUGUAUAUAUGCAUCUUCUUAUAAUUCAUAUGUAUAUAAGUUGUAUUUCUUGUAUGUGCAAGUCAUGAAUCGAUUUUUCUUCAAUUA
Messenger RNA from Salvia hispanica, 559 nucleotides. Its product is annotated as Big1. Lineage: Eukaryota; Viridiplantae; Streptophyta; Magnoliopsida; Lamiales; Lamiaceae. The record is from RefSeq and is a predicted model, not a curated record.